UUGGCCACAGACGUCGCUCCGUCACCCCGUUUCGUAACAGGCCGUGGUGUCUCUUCCCCUUCUCAGAGGAACAGAAUGGCAGCGCUCAGGACCUUUAGAAAAUUGUGCCAGCAUGCCCAACAUCAUGCCUAUAAACUGCACACGUCCGCACCGAGGGUGGCGGCAGUAGUCAUCUCAGGAAAGAAACUAGCGUGGCAAAUUCAGGAGGAGGCCCGGGCAGACGUGGAGGACUGGGUUCUAACUGGCCACAGGAGACCACACUUGAGUGUGGUUCUUGUCGGAGACAACCCAGCCAGUCACUCCUACAUCUUGAAUAAGACACGAGCUGCGGCUGAUGUCGGAAUUUCCAGCGAGACAAUUGUCAAGUGUUCAGAUAUCAGUGAGGAGGAGUUACUUGAUUUGAUCUACAAACUCAACACAGACCACCGUGUGGAUGGCCUGCUGGUCCAACUCCCACUGCCAGAUUACAUCAAUGAGCGAACAAUCUGUAAUGCUAUUUCUCCUACCAAGGACGUUGAUGGCUUUCAUGUAGUUAAUGUCGGUCGCAUGUGUUUAGAUCAGUCCACCAUGCUUCCUGCUACACCCUGGGGCGUCUGGGAAAUCAUCAAACGCACAGGUAUUCCUACCUUUGGCAAGAAUGUUUUGGUAGCAGGCCGCUCCAAGAAUGUGGGAAUGCCCAUUGCCAUGUUACUGCACACAGACGGCCGUCAUGAGAGACCUGGAGGUGAUGCCACUGUAACAAUUACUCACCGUUACACUCCAAAGGAUCAACUCCGGCAACACACUAAGAUCGCAGACAUUGUUGUGGCUGCUGCAGGGAUUCCAAACCUAAUCACAGCCGACAUGAUUAAAGAGGGAGCAGCGGUGAUUGAUGUUGGAAUAAACAGAGUAACAGACCCAGUCAGUGGAAAGAGCAGAUUGGUUGGAGAUGUUGAUUUUGAAGGUGUGAGACAAAUGGCGGGCUUCAUCACUCCAGUACCAGGAGGUGUUGGACCCAUGACUGUGGCCAUGCUCAUGAAGAACACUAUCAAAGCAGCUAAGAACGUUUUGCUGUUCCCCGCAGAAAGAAUCCGUAUGGCAGCUGCAUCUUAAUGAGCUCAAGUGAAUCCCAGCAGCAGUGACACAUUCCAAGCUGUCCAACAUUAGCAACCCCCUGGUUUUUUAUGUGGAGCAACCUGACGAGCUCCCCCUGCACAUAGACUGGAAAGAUGAUAGCUUUAAGGAUCCAUUCCUGCUGACAUCUUCAACCCUCCAAAUGACCAAGUCCAUUUUUAGACUGUUACAUUCACUUGUGCAGCUGGAUGUUCUAUACAUUAUGGUUCCCAGUGUUUUGACAGGUGCAAUGUAUUUCUGGAAUUUUAAAAAGGAACCUUGGGAGAUUAUUUUAUUUAUUGCUACAGUGGCAUCGUGUUUAAACAUGAAAGGAGACAGGUUACAGUAUUUAACUCGGCACUAACAGGCAGUUAAAAGAGAGCAACUGUGCUAUUCUGUUUUUUUUAGCCUUUUUUAUUGAGAGAAAUAAGGGCUUCAACAACAUACAAGCUUUAAAGAUCCACAAUGCCUUUUUCAAAGUUUGAAAUAAAGAUUGCAAUUGUGUUCUGGCACCAC
This is a messenger RNA of Cynoglossus semilaevis (tongue sole), 1608 nucleotides long. RefSeq names its product methylenetetrahydrofolate dehydrogenase (NADP+ dependent) 2, methenyltetrahydrofolate cyclohydrolase (gene mthfd2). Gene Ontology annotation, molecular function: methylenetetrahydrofolate dehydrogenase (NADP+) activity; methenyltetrahydrofolate cyclohydrolase activity; methylenetetrahydrofolate dehydrogenase (NAD+) activity. NCBI's taxonomy places the organism in Eukaryota, Metazoa, Chordata, Actinopteri, Pleuronectiformes, Cynoglossidae. The coding region runs from base 76 to 1092 and encodes 338 amino acids. Gene Ontology annotation, biological process: tetrahydrofolate interconversion. Gene Ontology annotation, cellular component: mitochondrion. The transcript has 8 exons. The record is from RefSeq and is a predicted model, not a curated record.